AUGGCAACAGUCAAAUCCAUUGCCGUCAUAGGAGGCGGUCCAGCAGGUGUCAUUGCUGCAGAGGUUUUUAGCAAAAACUCGGCAAAGUAUCAUAAAGUUCGUGUUUUUGAAAAACGCGAUAGUGUUGGGGGAGUCUGGAACUACUCGGCAAAUAUGAAACAACCAACUUAUAUUCCAUUUGGUCCAGACCUGGAUCAUAUAGACCCAAUCCUCACUCCUCCUGAUGUUCUUCCAGCAAGAGUCAAAUCCACCCCAAUAGAACAAUGGCUCGGGUCUCCAGCAUAUGACGAUUUAAAAACAAACGUCACAAAUAAAGUCAUGUGUUUUUCGGACGCUCCGUUCUACCCAAAUGAGCCCUCAUUAAAACAACAACAAAAUUGCAUUUCAAAUAAUAACAAUGAUUUUCAUUAUGAUCGGUUUGUUCUUCAUUCAAAAGUUAAAAAAUAUCUAGAAGAAUAUUCAAAACCAGCAAGAGAGUUGGGUCUUUACGUUUUCAACACUUCAGUCGAAGAAGUCCAACUUAUUAGCAUCAAUCCUCCAAAAUACAGGUUAACACUCAGACAAUCCACUUCUUCACACCAACAAAAGACAGAUUACUGGUGGAGUGAAGACUUCGAUGCCAUUGUGGUUGCAUCAGGACAAUUCAAUGUACCUCUUUUACCUGAGAUCCCCGGUCUGCCCCAAUACUGGGCAAAACACCCUGAGCGAUGCAUCCAUUCAAAAUACUUUAAAAAUAACCUUAUGUAUAAAGACUCUGUCACAGUGGUUGUGGGCUGUGGCGUCAGUGGCAACGACAUUACGCUACGUGUGGCCAAGACAGCUCGCAAAAUAUACCAAAGUAAGCGCAACCCCAGCAGGUGGGAAAAAAUACCCGGCUACAAGUACCCAGAAGGUGUUAUUUUCAAGCCUGAGAUUGCAGAGAUUCUUUCUGAUGGCCGUGCUUUGUUUCAAGAUGGAACAAGCACGGAGUGUGCUCCAGACUACUUUAUCUUUGCGACAGGGUAUCAACAUGACUACAAGUUUUUGCGGAAAAACUUUCCUGGGAUUCUCACAGAAGACGACAAACUUGCAGAUGUUUUUCUGGGGACCUUUUCCAUGCGGUAUCCUAACAUGGCAUUUAUUGCAGGAGAACGAAUGGGAUCUUGGGCAGCAUUUCGUGCAUACGAAUAUCAAGCAUGUGCGAUUGACGGUGUGUUUUCGAGACGCACGCGGUUACCUAAUUAUGACUACAUGAUGCGCAAAAACAAAGAGUUGGAAGAUUUCUUGCAACGCGUUGAGACGAUGCCAUUUCAGUCAAUGUUGAUUGUUCGCAAACAAGCAGUUGAGUUUGCAAAGUUAGCUGGAGGCUUUAGCCGGGAUAAUGAUAAUGAUAAUGAUAAUAAUAAAACGAAAAAGAAAACGACUACAAGCAAAAAGAGUAGUUCUUCAUCGUCUGAACAACAAGUUAACAAAGCACCGAAAUGGACUCAUGAACUAGAUGUGGAGUUGCUUCAAAGUUCGUUUGAUUACUUAGUGGAGUGUGUAUUUGAAGGCGAGUAUCCUGACCAAGACAAGAUUAAUGAAAUUUGUCGGUUAUUAUCCGUGCCCAUGUUUUCACCUCAAGACGACGCGAUUUACGAUAAACAAUAA
This is a messenger RNA of Magnusiomyces paraingens, 1629 nucleotides long. RefSeq lists its product as uncharacterized. The transcript is spliced from 2 exons. Gene Ontology annotation, molecular function: N,N-dimethylaniline monooxygenase activity; flavin adenine dinucleotide binding; NADP binding. The coding region runs from base 1 to 1629 and encodes 542 amino acids. The record is from RefSeq and is a predicted model, not a curated record. NCBI's taxonomy places the organism in Eukaryota, Fungi, Ascomycota, Dipodascomycetes, Dipodascales, Dipodascaceae.